UGGGCUGAGGGGACCGGGCUGAGCGGUUCGGACUGAGGAAAAUAGAGCCGGGUCGGGCUGAGGCAAAGCAGAACCCGGACCGGGCUGAGGGGACCGAGCUGAGGCAAAGCAGACCCGGGCUGGGCUGAGGGGACUGGGCUGAGCGGUUCGGGCUGAGGGAAAUCAGAACCGGGUCGGGGUGAGGGAAAUUAGAGCAGGGUCGGGGUGAGGGAAAACAGAACCGGGUGGGGUGAGGGAAAUCAGAACCGGGUCGGGUGAGGCAGGAUGACGGCCAUCUGCCUGCUGCGCUGUGACCUGCGUGCCCACGAUAACCAGGUGCUCCACUGGGCUCAGAGCAACGCGGAGUUUGUGGUUCCCCUCUACUGCUUCGACCCGCGGCACUACCUGGGCACCCACUGCUACGGCUUCCCCAAAACAGGGCCCCAUCGGCUCAGGUUUUUGCUGGAAAGUGUGAAGGACCUGAGAGAAACGCUCAAGAGGAAAGGAAGUACCUUGGUUGUGAGGAAGGGGAAACCAGAAGAUGUGGUCCAUGAUCUGAUUACUCAGUUGGGCUCUGUCAGUGCUGUGGCUUUCCAUGAAGAGGCCACGCAGGAGGAGCUGGAUGUGGAGAAGGGAGUGUCCCAGGUGUGCAAGCAGCACGGGGUGAGGACUCGGACAUUUUGGGCAGCCACCCUUUAUCAUCGGGAUGACCUUCCCUUCAGGCCCAUUGUCAGGUUGCCAGAUGUCUUCACCCAGUUCAGAAAAGUGGUGGAAUCUCAGGUGAAGGUCCGGCCAACCCUGCAGAUGGCAGAUCACCUGAAGCCUCUGCCUCCAGGGCUGGAAGAAGGGUGUAUCCCUACAAUGGAGGAUUUGGGGCAGAAGGAUCCUGUGACUGAUCCAAGAACAGCCUUCCCCUGCAGUGGAGGAGAGACCCAGGCUUUAAUGAGGCUGCAGUAUUAUUUUUGGGACACGAACCUGGUUGCAUCUUACAAGGAGACUCGGAAUGGUUUGGUGGGAAUGGAUUACUCAACCAAAUUUGCACCAUGGCUGGCACUGGGCUGCAUUUCACCUCGGUACAUCUAUGAGCAGAUCCAGAAGUAUGAAAAAGAGAGAACAGCAAAUGAGAGCACAUACUGGGUCCUGUUUGAGCUGCUGUGGAGGGAUUACUUCCGAUUUGUGGCCCUGAAGUAUGGCAAUAGGAUUUUCUCAUUAAGAGGGCUUCAAAAUAAAUACAUUCCCUGGAAGAAGGACCUUCAGCUCUUUGACUGUUGGAAAGAGGGGAACACGGGGGUUCCUUUUGUCGAUGCCAACAUGAGAGAGCUCUCUGCGAGUGGCUUCAUGUCCAACAGAGGGCGGCAGAACGUUGCCAGCUUCCUGACCAAGGAUCUGGGUCUGGACUGGAGGAUGGGGGCAGAAUGGUUCGAGUACCUGCUGGUGGAUUAUGAUGUUUGCAGCAAUUAUGGGAACUGGCUGUACAGUGCUGGUGUUGGCAACGACCCACGGGAGCACAGGAAGUUUAACAUGGUUAAACAGGGCCUGGAUUAUGAUGGCAAAGGGGAUUACGUGAGGCUGUGGGUCCCAGAACUACAGAGCAUAAAGGGAGCAGAUAUCCACACCCCUUGGGCACUGAACACUGCUGCUCUCUCCCAGGCAGGAGUAACUCUGGGUGAGACCUACCCACAGCCUGUUGUGACAGCUCCAGAGUGGAGCAGACACAUCAACCAGAAGCCUCAGGGCAGAAGUCCUCAUCCCAGGGGCAAGAGGGGACCUGCACACACACCAAGGCAGCACAGGGACAGAGGGAUAGAUUUUUAUUUCUCUCACAAGAAGGAUCUGUGAUGGAGGCUGGAGAAGUGCUCUCACUGCUGAAGAUGCCAGGAGAGUUGUUAAACUCUUUGAAUGAAGGCAACAAUAGAAGUCUGGACACAGAAAAGUUAAUUAGGGCCCUGCCUUGUCAGUGUUCCCAGGAUGAGGAGCUGGAUGUGGAUAUUUGGAGGCUUUGUCUUAGCAUGGAUUGUGGUGAUUAUUGCAUCCUUUGGUUUUACUUUGGUGCUUAGGGCAGGUGCUGUGAGCAGUUUGCAUUUUGCUGCCUUCCAGUGCUGAGGGGCUGGAUCCCAUGGGCAGUUUUAUCACUCUCAACUCUGGAAAGUCCUUUGGUUGAAAGGGGCUGGCUAAUUCAUAAUAAUUAACCAAAAUGCCACGGCCUUUCUGUUAGGAGGGGGUGUGGCUGAUUUUCCAGUGCCUCUUGCUUUCCAGUGGUGCCUACAGCUGUCACAGCUUCAUUUCUACCUCUUCACAAGCCAGAGCAGAUGGUUUAUGUGGCAAGUGUGCAGUCAGAACUCUCUAGUGAACUUCCUCAUGCUAAUUUUUCAUGUUUUAAAGCAUUAAAACUACCAAUCACUGUGUAAUUAAAAGUUUUGCUA
Calypte anna (Anna's hummingbird) is the source of this 2402-nucleotide messenger RNA. Its product is annotated as cryptochrome DASH-like. The coding region runs from base 265 to 1818 and encodes 517 amino acids. The transcript has 14 exons. NCBI's taxonomy places the organism in Eukaryota, Metazoa, Chordata, Aves, Apodiformes, Trochilidae. Gene Ontology annotation, molecular function: damaged DNA binding; deoxyribodipyrimidine photo-lyase activity; FAD binding. The record is from RefSeq and is a predicted model, not a curated record. Gene Ontology annotation, biological process: photoreactive repair.